AAUAAGUUUUUCUGUAAUAACUUUGCAAAUAAACAACUGAACACCUCUAUCUACAAAAGACAAAAAGGGUUUUCCAAAUACUUUAUAGGCCAAAUAGUAAUUAUUACUAUCUUCAACUUCAACAACAUGAAGCAAAUCUGAAAAAAGAACUUGACAAGAUUUAUAACUCUAAACGUUAUUAAAGACAUCUAAAGCAUCUCCGAGAGAUUACAAUCAAAAUAUAAUUUUACUUAAUUGUUACUACUAAUAAUAGCUGUGAGGAAAGACAUACUGCAACAAAAGAAAACAGUCCCAAUUGACGAAAAUUUAAUAAAAAUUUAUAAUUUAUAAUUACAAUAAUUGGAAAAUAGUCCUGCAAAAAUGAAAGCCAAAGAUAAUCAAUCCACGAAAAUGAAAGCUAAUGAUUUGAGCAAGGAGGAAAAAGGAGAGUCGCCAAAGAUCUAGAGGUCUGAGGGACAGGAGUUCUCAUUGAGUCAUCUGGAGGAAACUACAAAUCUUUCCCAUUCUUCUUUCCUUUUUACCUUUAAAUUUGUGUUUGUUUGGGUUAAUCUGGUGCUUGAUUAAUAUUGAUCCAACAGCUCAAGUAUAUUAGGCAUGGAUUGCCACUCAACUCUCAAUACUUACCAUUGGAUUAAGUCCAUCCAACGGUUGCUGUUGGCCCUCCCAUCAGAUCACAGAUCACCAUAUCAACUGUUAGAUUUGUUAUGAGCCAAAAGGUUGUAAUUUUAAACACAGAAUUUUUCCUUGAAAUUUUUAAGGGCACAAGACAACGUUACAUUUAUAACAUCUUCAUAUUAAAUUUGUUAUGACAAUUGGAAGAUGCAUUUCCUGACUAGACUAAUGUUAUUCUGCGCAAUCCUAAUUUGGAAAUCUGUCAAAGAAGUGACAAAGAUAAAAGCACCACUUAUUUAAGAGUUGUUUGAAUUGUUUAAAGCAAAUCAUAGAUGUACAUGAGCAAUAUUUUUAAUCAGCCUGAUGUAAGGAUUCAUUUUCAACCUUUUCGUUGUUUAGAUUUUACAUUUUUCAUUUAAUAGAAGAUUCAGUUUUUAUUGGUUUAUCAUCUUAUAUUUUGCAGCCGGCAAGGAAAUUGCAAAUUGAACUUACAUGUGUUGAAGACCUGCAAAAUGGAUUGCAAUUUUUUUUUCCCAAAGCACAUGGCAAUUUUGGUUCAAGAAGCUCGAUAAUUAGGGUUGAGUUUUGAUUGAAAGAAGCAGGGCGUAAAAGGGUGCAUCCCCAAAUUCACUACAAUACCUCCUUCCAUGUUAAUAAGUCUUCCUACAUAUGUUCACAUUACACUUAAUCUUGUGUGGACAUAGUUGUGCUAAAAACUUUCCUACAUAUGUUGUCAUGUGUGCGUAUGAAUGUGCAUUGGUAUGGUGUGGCCACUUACUGAUGUGAGUGCAUUUGCAUAAUAUUGUGUACAUGCAUGUGCAUAUCUCGUGUUCUUUUGUGUGGUUAUUUAUUUGCAAUUUGUGAUAGUGAAGAUUACAGGAAAUCAUUUCCUAGACAUAAUGGAAAUGUGACAGCUUGAAAAAUAAACCAUGCUUUUUCGU
This is a messenger RNA of Rubroshorea leprosula, 1553 nucleotides long. The record is from the annotation of a GenBank genome assembly. Lineage: Eukaryota; Viridiplantae; Streptophyta; Magnoliopsida; Malvales; Dipterocarpaceae.